Prorocentrum cordatum is the source of this 381-nucleotide messenger RNA. Lineage: Eukaryota; Dinophyceae; Prorocentrales; Prorocentraceae. The record is from the annotation of a GenBank genome assembly.
GCCGCCACGGUGUCCGGCUACACCAAAGCCGAGACCACGGGCACCCCGCUGGUGGACAACUUCAUCAUCCCCGAGUACCAGGAGGCGGUGCAGGGCGUGCUUGCAAAGGCCCUCAGGGGGAGCGACACCUCGAACUUCGAGUUCCCGCUGACGACGAAGACUGGCGACCAGGUCUUCAUCCUGCUCAACGCCACCGCCCGGAGAGACACCGACGGCAACAUCACGGGCGUCAUGGGCGUCGGCCAGGACAUCACCGAGCUGAAGAAGGCCAUGUGGCUCUCCGAGAGCGCCGCCGACGACCUGAAGCGCCUCAUCGACAGCGCCAACGCGCCCAUCCUCGGGAUCGACACGAAGGGCUGCGUGAACGAGUGGAACAAGAAG